CCAAAGACAUUUUCUGUGUAUUUUGGGGUUUUUUUUAGUGAGUUUUGUAAAACACAAAAUAAUUUCAGAUAGUAUUCUUUAUUUCUAAAUUCUAGUUUUAAUAUGUAUUUCAAUGAACUAAAAUGGUCUUUCUAACACAGUUUUAGUUUUAAGUUAAGUUUCAGUUAGUUAACUAACAUAGUCUCCAGUUAAGUUAGAGUCGCGUGAAGUCGAACAGCGCUCGCGCUCUUCAUGUUCUCUAACUCAUUUCAAUGCGUCUCAUUCAGCGGAUGAUAAAACAGACCCGCCAUGACAACAGAGAAACGAUCCCGGCACAUUGCCUGUUGUGUCGCCUCCGUGUCCCGGGCAACAGCUACACAAAUCCAGGAAAACAUCCGGAAGAGACCCUCGGUCGUCCUUGCGAUCGUCCGAACACUGCACUUGUGCAUUUUUCUCAGGAUUCCUGGACGAUAUAGACCUAUAUAUAAAAAUAUAUAUACAUACAGCAUGACGACUUCUUCACUUCCAUUCUUAGACAGCAGCGAUCCUCGUCUGAAACUGACGGUGCAGACCAGAGUAAGAAACGUGUUUGUAACACAGUCGGAGGACACCAGGCACAAAAAAGAGGAAAAUGUCACCCAUAUACCUGUUGUGACAGAGACUUCCAGCAGAAUCCUUGAGACUGGAGUGAACACUUUGCAGAAGACCCUGGUCCUGAAGAAACAGGCCGAGCUGGAGGAGGUGGAGAAGCAGCUGGCCCUCAAACGGCAGGAGUUUAAGAGCCGUGUGGAGGCUCUCGCUCAGAGAAGAUCUGAACUGGAAGCAAAACAGCAGCAGACUAAAGAGAGGGCGCUGAAAUUUGAGAAGUUCGUGGCUGAAAAUGAAGAGAAACGACGGCGGGCACUGAAGAAGUACGAGGCCACAAGGGAGCUGAACGUGUCGAAGCAGAGAGAGAUAGACGAUCUGACGGGACAGCUGAAACGGCUCCGAGCCAGGCAGCAAGUUUUAAAGGAAAGAAUGGCAAAAUACAAAAUCUAUGAGGACUACUUGAUGAAAACGCUCGAGUAUCUCCCCAGCACUUACCAUGAUAACGGCUCUGACUCUUUGGUUAUGCCCAUCAUCCGGCGCCAUGAGGCCCUGUCCAUCACCCACCAGGAGCUGCUGCAGCGGUUGGGGCGUUUGGAGGAGGAGGUGGAGCAGGGCCAGCGACAGCUGCAUACCAUGAAGCAGGAGCACCGCUUUCAGAAAUUGAUGGCCAUUAAAGAGCUGUCUGAGCUCCAGAGUGAGUUAGAAACCCUGAAAGAGAAGAACAAGCAGGCGGAGGCCAACUUGCUGACGGAGCAAGGCCUGACCAGAGAGAAGGUUAAACAAGUGGGAAUCUUGCAUAUGGCCAUCAACAACCUCGCACAGCAGUGUUACCUACCAACAUAUGGACCUCUGGAGAACAUGAACACACUGACAAUGAUGGACAUGGUGAAGGAGUACAUCCUGGACAAAGCCGACACAGAGAAGAGAGCGAGGAGGCUGAUGGAGGCGAGGUCUGCACUGACAAGUAAAUCAGCUCUGACGGACAGAAGACAGAGGGCGUCCAUGAAAAGCAUCGGCAGCAAAACACAAAUCAAAAGUUCAAGUAAAGUCAGUAAAAAGAGUGGGACGACGAGUUGACCUGUACAGUCAUUAUGGUGUUAAGUGUUAAUUUCAUUUUGGACCUUUGACUCUGGAAAAGCCAGUAAAUUAACUUGUAAAUGAUAUUUUUAUCAGCAUCUAAGAGGAGUCUGACUCUUACAAAUUUGAGUUUGAUUGCAUAAAAAAUCUUAACUCAAAAUUAUAUGCACCAACCUCUGCACUGCAAUUAAACGCUUGUAGAUUUUGUAAAUAAGGUAACCACGUGUAUUUGAGCAUCAGAACUUGUAUCUCUGGAAUAUUUUGUAUUUCAAAAUAAAAUGAACACAGUCAAAUGAUGCUGUCAUCAGAGUGGCGUGUGUGAUGGUA
Acanthopagrus latus (yellowfin seabream) is the source of this 1971-nucleotide messenger RNA. RefSeq names its product coiled-coil domain-containing protein 42 homolog (gene ccdc197). Bases 289 to 1644 code for a protein of 451 amino acids. NCBI's taxonomy places the organism in Eukaryota, Metazoa, Chordata, Actinopteri, Spariformes, Sparidae. The transcript is spliced from 8 exons. The record is from RefSeq and is a predicted model, not a curated record.